Messenger RNA from Saitoella complicata NRRL Y-17804, 1306 nucleotides. RefSeq names its product IGPD-domain-containing protein. Gene Ontology annotation, biological process: L-histidine biosynthetic process. NCBI's taxonomy places the organism in Eukaryota, Fungi, Ascomycota, Saitoellomycetes, Saitoellales, Saitoellaceae. The record is from RefSeq and is a predicted model, not a curated record. The transcript has a single exon. The coding region runs from base 20 to 1240 and encodes 406 amino acids. Gene Ontology annotation, molecular function: imidazoleglycerol-phosphate dehydratase activity.
GAAGUUCCGCCCUGACCUCAUGGUCGCCAUCGGCGGUGGAGGAUUCAUCCCCGCACGGAUGUUGAGGACUUUCUUGAAGCGAGAGGGGAGCAAGAAUAUCCCGAUUCAGGCGAUUGGGUUGAGCUUGUAUGAGGAUAUGAAUGUUGCGGGACAUGAGGAGGACAUGAUCGGCAAGGAAGUCGUUCGCACGCAAUGGCUCGACUUCUCCUCUCUCCACGGCACAAACCUCGUCGGCAAACGCGUCCUCAUCGUCGAUGAAGUCGAUGACACCCGAACGACCCUCCACUACGCCGUCCGCGAACUCCAAAAAGACGUCACCGAGCAAGCUAAGAAACUCGGCGUGGCUGAUGAGACAAAGUUCGGAAUCUUCGUCGUGCAUAACAAGAAUAAGGAGAAGAGGGCGGAAUUGCCGGAGGAGUUGAUGAGGGAGAGGUAUUUCGCCGGAGAGCAUGUUGGGGAUGCGUGGAUCUGUUAUCCGUGGGAGGCGAUGGAGAUUCGGGACCAUACGAAGAAGGCGGAUGCGCGGCAGGUUGCUGCUGCUGCUGCUCCCGCUCCCACACCUGCACCUGCACCCGCACAGGCUGAGGGAUUCGUGAAAAGAGAAUGCACCUUGACCCGCGACACCAACGAGACGAAGAUCAAGGUCGCCCUCUCCCUCGACGGUGGCUCCCUCCCCUCCUUCGACGGCGCCGCCAACACCGAACACGCCACCCAAGUCACCGGCGCCCAAUCCAUCUCCGUCAACACCGGUAUCGGAUUCCUCGACCACAUGUACCACGCCCUCGCCAAGCACGGAGGCUGGUCCCUCUUCAUCGAGGCUCACGGAGAUAUCCACAUCGAUGACCACCACACCGCCGAAGACACUGCCCUCGCACUCGGUGCCGCAUUCAAGAAAGCCCUUGGUCCCAUCAAGGGUGUCCGCCGUUUCGGAUCCGGUUUCGCACCCCUCGACGAGGCAUUGUCCCGCGCCGUCGUCGACCUCUCUAACCGUCCCUACUGUGUCACCGACCUCAACCUCCGUCGCGAGAAGGUUGGCGCGCUGUCAUGUGAGAUGGUUCCUCACGUCUUGGAGAGUUUUGCGCUUGCGGCGGGAGUCACGAUGCAUGUUGACUGCUUGAGGGGAGAGAAUGAUCAUCACAGGAUUGAGAGUGCAUUCAAGGCGUUGGCGGUUGCGAUUAAGGAGGCGAUUUCGAGGACGGGAGGUAACGACAUUCCUUCUACCAAGGGUGUUUUGUCGUAGACACAUCGUUAUGGACAAUAGGGGAUAAUCAGGGUAAGAUAGAACGAGUAAUGGCAUAUGGUUUAG